AGGAUGAAUUGGUAACGGCGCCACUGACUGACGGAUUGAUACUCCCAGGUAUUACCAGAGACAGUGUUUUGUGUUUGGCAAGACAAAUGCAGGAUCUCAAAGUUACGGAGCGAUAUGUAGGCAUGGAGGAAGUACGGAAAGCUACAAAGGAAAAACGAGUUAGAUCUUUUUCACUCCAAAUUAUCUUUCAUGGGGCGGCAGAGAGACCAAGGAAUCGAAUUCACGAAAUCUUUGGCACAGGAACGGCUUGUGUCGUUAUGCCAGUUGGACGAAUUCUGUAUAAAAAUAAGGAUGCUAAUUACGAUGAACUUGUCAUACCAUCAAUGUCUGAUAAAACCAGUCUCAUGCAGAAAUUCUACGAUGCAAUUGUUGAUAUU
This is a messenger RNA of Gongylonema pulchrum, 377 nucleotides long. NCBI's taxonomy places the organism in Eukaryota, Metazoa, Nematoda, Chromadorea, Rhabditida, Gongylonematidae. The record is from the annotation of a GenBank genome assembly.